AUGACGUCCGACCAAGAAGUGUUCUCGCUGUACGACAACUCACCAGAUCCACUCUUGGAUAUAUGUAUGGAAUAUGUUGUGGCAAAUCUCAACACAAUAACGACGUUAGAUCCCACCAGCCGCUGGCGCAAGCUCAAGGAUGAUAUAAUACUGCCCGCCGAAUUGUGUGAAAAAUUCAUUCAAACUUUUCAAAAGAAGAAUAAUAGAAUCAAUGAUAAUAUUGCGAAUAUAUUCCGUGAUUGCACCAGGACCAGACUCGAUAACGUAAGGCUACGGAAUUCCCGCAUAACAGAUGAGGGCCUUAGAUGUUUCAUGGUACACAAGCCUUACAGACUUGAAUUGGUCCAAUGCGAAUACCUCUCUCAAGCUUCCUUGGACAUAAUAAACAUAAACAGUGAGAAAUUGAUAUCCCUGAAAUUUGGACCGCUCAAUUAUGCCCUUUCCCAGGAUGAAGCACAUCUGCGACAGAGAGGACAUAUCAUUGACGCACCACACCUAAGACGGCUAACUAUCCAAUGCCGUGGUCUUACCAUAUUCCCAUUGCUACUGUUGAAACCAUUGAACAACUUAACGCAUUUAGACCUGUCUGAAUUCACAUCCACUGUAUCAACAUGUGCUUUAUAUGAGUUAAAAAACUUACGAUCACUGGUUUUGUAUAAUGUUCUGUGGUCCAAGGAAAUAAUUGACUGGAUAACAACACUACACUCCCUCCAACACUUAGACUUGUCACACUCAAAUGAACGCCAUGGAAAAUAUUACAACCCAAAUGAAGUGCUAACGACAUUGGUGACUAGUUUGCCGCACCUUGAGUCACUGGACAUAUCUGGUACCAAUUUAGCUGGUUCGGGAGCGGCGGCUGUUGCUGUUGUUAAAGAAGGUACUUCUGAUCAAAUACCUGAAGUACAUGUAAGAUGCGACAUACCUGGGCUUGUGAGCCGUGUAAACAAUCCGUUGGAGUUUCUUGGUUUAUAUGGUACACAUCAUGGGGCUUGCAAGAGACAUGAUAUUCCAGCUAAAGUGAUUUCUGGAGAUGGUAAUGAGGAGCAAAUCCUCACAGCAGCAUUAGCAUACAUGGAACGCCCGGCAAUGCUGACCCGUGUUCUCAAUGACCUUUACUAUUUGUUCCGUUAUGAAAACAAUGCUUAUAUUGGAAGAGCACUGACUGUUGUGCUAGAUGCAAUGGAUCAACAUGUAUCUGAAAAACAUAUCCAAAUAUCUGGCAGUGCUACCCUCUUUUAUAUUGUUAAGGGAAAGGAAAAGGAUCAUAUUGGUAUAAAAUUGAAACGUCGCAUAAUAACAGCUUUGCUCGAUGGCAUGGAGGCGCAUGUUGGAGAUGACACUAUGAUGAGGAAUGGCUGCCUCACACUUUGUCAGUUCAAGAUUCCUGUAGAUGUGCUGUUCGAGUACGAGCGCGUGGUGCAGAUCCUGCUGAACGGGGUCUCCGACGUGAACCAGGAGGGCUUCGUGCAGCGCAUCGCCAUCUACCUGCUCAACUCGCUCGCGUGCCAAGUGGACAACACACAGAAGCGCUUCCUGGGCAACAACGGCGCUAUAGGGAAAAUGCUGAACUUGAUCUCGGACCGACUCGAGAGACGCCUAUGCGACGAUGUGCUGGAGGUCGCCUGGUCCACCAUGUGGAACGUAACCGACGAGACCCCGCAGAACUGCCAGCGGUUCCUAGAGAACCGCGGCAUGGAGUACUUCCUUGCCUGCCUCAAGAGUUUCCCAGACAAGGAGGAGUUGCUGCGCAACAUGAUGGGCCUCCUGGGCAACGUGGCAGAGGUCGCAGAGCUCAGGCCGCAGCUGAUGAACACCCUGUUCCUGGACGUGUUCUACGACCUCCUGGACUCGUCUAGCGACGGAAUCGAGGUAAGCUACAACGCGGCCGGUGUGCUGGCGCACAUGGCGUCCGACGGCGUCGCCGCGUGGACUGUGGACCAGCCCUCCAGGGACGAGGUGCUGGAGCGGGUGGCGGCCGCGGUCCAGCGCUGGGACCUGCGCGCCGAGCGCAACAUCAACUACCGCUCGUUCGAGCCGAUACUGAACCUGUUGCACGCCCACCACACGCCCCAGUGCCAGCACUGGGCGGUGUGGGCCCUGGCCAACCUCACCACGGUCUACCCGGACAAGUACUGCAGCCUAGUUGACUCGGAGGGGGGGCUUCGCCUGCUCAGGGAGCUGCUGAAGCACCCGGCGCCCUACGGCGUGAUAAAGGAGCUAGCGUGCGUCGUGAUCAACAACUGCGCCCAACACUCGUCGCAGCGCACCGGCCUGCCCCCGGAGACCGUCUACUACGACAAC
Messenger RNA from Iphiclides podalirius (scarce swallowtail), 2301 nucleotides. Lineage: Eukaryota; Metazoa; Arthropoda; Insecta; Lepidoptera; Papilionidae. The record is from the annotation of a GenBank genome assembly.